AGAAAAUUUCCAUGUCGUCGACGCGUUUUACAAAAUCCGUCGCUGGCUGGCUAACUCGUUUCUGGUUCAAAAUUGAGUUCCAUGCGUGAGUGGGUAUAGGGUUUUGUGGCUUCAAAACCUUUUUCCGUUUAUAUUCCCGCGCUCAAGCAUCAAGAGGUUUAAGCUCCAGUUUACUCUGAUUAUACAGCGAUUCUGCGGUGCAGAAACUACGCCGUUUUUGCACUCAAAAUGGAAGUUGAAAUGGAGACUUCUCCUAGCUAUUUCGAUCCCGAAGAUCUCACUUCCAGAGAACAGUUUCGCCGUUAUGGGAAAAGGCACUCAACUUCAAGUGUAUCGCCCCAUAAAGACAUUUCAGUGUCCAAGUUCAAGGAGUCUAGACUACUAUACGAGGGGCAGAGUAUCCACAGUCCGACAAAUGCUGCACUUCUUCUUGAGAAUAUCAAACAAGAGACUGAUAGCAUUGGGUAUACUGAUCACUUUGGGGGUACACCUGCAAGGACACAUUCUACUUUUAAAAGGAGAUCGUCCAUUGAUAGUUACGGAAUUUCAGAGGUUGAUCUGGGUGCUGAUUCCGUAAGAAGACAUGGAAGUGAAUCACUUAAGGCUUGCAAAAUUGAGGAUGAUUCAUUGACAGAUAUUGGAGAGACAAUUUUUGGUCUAUUUGCUUCUCUUCUUGAUUCAGCUAUUCAAGGGUUGAUGCCUAUUCCUGAUUUGAUUUUAAGAUUUGAGAAAUCAUGCAGGGACGUUUCGGAGUCUAUUAGGUAUGGGCCCAAAAUACGACAUCGAGUUGUAGAGGACAAAUUGAUGAGGCAGAAGGCUCAGCUUCUGCUCGAUGAGGCUGCUUCCUGGUCUCUUCUUUGGUAUUUAUAUGGGAAAGUGACAGAGGAACCCCCUGAAGAGCUUAUUGUGUCACCUUCAACAUCACAUUUGGAGGCUUGCCAGUUUGUUGUGAAUGAUCAUAAAGCACAGUUAUGCCUCCGGAUAGUUCAGUGGCUUGAAGGUUUAGCCUCAAAAGCCCUUGAUUUGGAAAGCAAGGUGCGAGGAUCUCAUGUUGGUACUUAUCUUCCCAAUUCCGGAAUUUGGCACCAUACUCAAAGACUUCUGAAGAAAGGUGCCUCCAAUACAAAUACCGUUCACCACUUGGAUUUUGAUGCCCCAACACGCGAGCAUGCUCAUCAGCUACCGGAUGAUAAAAAGCAAGAUGAGUCUCUUCUGGAGGAUGUCUGGACUCUUUUAAGGGCAGGAAGACUGGAGGAGGCAUGUGACCUUUGCCGCUCUGCUGGACAGCCGUGGAGAGCUGCAACAUUGUGUCCCUUUGGUGGGUUGGACCUAGCUCCUUCCAUUGAAGCCCUGGUGAAGAAUGGGAAGAAUAGAACCCUGCAAGCCAUUGAAUUAGAAAGUGGCAUUGGUCAGCAAUGGCGUCUAUGGAAAUGGGCUUCCUUUUGUGCAUCAGAGAAAAUUGCAGAGCAAAAUGGUGGAAAAUAUGAAGUCGCUGUGUAUGCAUCACAAUGCAGUGAUUUAAAGCGCAUGCUUCCAAUCUGCACAGACUGGGAGUCAGCAUGCUGGGCAAUGGCAAAGUCUUGGCUUGAUGUUCAGGUGGAUUUAGAGCUAGCUCGCUCACAACCUGGGAGAAUAGAACAGCUUAAAAGCUAUGGAGAUGAUAUUGAUGGAAGCCCUGGACAAAUUGAUAGUGCAUCUCACCCUUCCAUUGGACCAGAAGGUUGGCCACUCCACGUUCUGAAUCAGCAACCACGAGACUUUUCUGCUCUUCUUCAGAAACUUCACUCAGGAGAAACGAUAAAUGAAGCUGUUGCUCGAGGGUGCAAGGAACAGCAACGGCAAAUUGAGAUGGAUCUUAUGUUGGGUAACAUACCGCACCUGCUGGAUAUGAUCUGGGCAUGGAUCACACCUUCAGAGGAUGAUCAAAAUGUCUUCAGGCCUCAUGGUGAUCCUCAAAUGAUCCGCUUUGGUGCUCACCUAGUGCUUGUACUUAGAUAUUUACUUGCUGAGGAAAUGAAGGAUUCUUUUAGGGAGAAGCUUAUGAAUGUUGGAGACCUUAUUCUACAUAUGUAUGUGAUGUUUCUUUUCUCAAAGCAACAUGAAGAAUUAGUUGGAAUUUAUGCUUCUCAGCUGGCACGUCACCGCUGCAUUGACCUUUUUGUGCACAUGAUGGAACUGCGGCUAAAUAGCAGUGUGCAUAUCAAGUAUAAAAUUUUUCUUUCUGCUAUGGAGUAUUUGCCAUUUUCUUCGGAGGUUGAUUCAAAAGGCAGUUUUGAAGAAAUCAUUGAGAGGGUUCUAUCAAGAUCGCGGGAAAUCAGAGUUGGAAAAUAUGACAAGUCAUCAGAUGUUGCAGAGCAGUUCCGUUUGCAGAGUCUUCAGAAAGCUAUGGUGAUCCAAUGGCUUUGCUUCACACCACCCUCCACAAUUACUAAUGUUAAAGAUGUCAGUGUCAAACUUCUUCUGCGGGCCUUAAUGCAUAGCAACAUACUGUUCAGAGAAUUUUCGCUGAUUUCUAUGUGGAGAAUACCGGCAAUGCCAAUAGGCGCACAUACAUUGCUUAGUUUACUUGCUGAGCCAUUGAAGCAGCUUUCAGAAAUACCUGAUACCCUUGAGGAUUAUUUUUCUGAAAAUCUGAAAGAGUUUCAAGAUUGGAGCGAGUACUACUCCUGUGAUGCAACAUAUCGCAACUGGCUCAAAAUUGAAUUAGAGAACGCAGAGGUUCCACCCUUUGAACUCUCCAUGGAGGAAAAAAAAGCCAUUACAGCAGCCAAGGAAACAUUGAAUUCAUCUUUGUCAUUGCUAUUAAGGAAAGAAAACCCUUGGUUGACUCCUGUUGAAGAUCAAGCAUAUGAGUCAGCAGCACCUACAUUUCUCGAACUGCAUGCUACUGCUAUGCUCUGCCUGCCUUCUGGUGAAUGUAUGUGCCCAGAUGCCACCAUUUGUACUGCAUUAAUGAGUGCCCUGUACUCUUCAGUGAGUGAAGAGAUUGUGUUACACCGCCAAUUAAUGGUGAAUGUUGCCCUUUCACCAAGGGAUAAUUACUGCAUUGAAGUUGUUCUUCGCUGUUUGGCAGUAGAUGGUGAUGGCCUUGGGUCACACCAAGCUAAUGAUGGUGGUAUUCUUGGUACCGUCAUGGCAGCUGGAUUUAAAGGGGAGCUUGUUCGGUUUCAAGCGGGAGUUACAAUGGAAAUAUCCAGAUUAGAUGCUUGGUAUUCAAGUGCAGAUGGUUCUUUGGAAGACCCAGCAACUUAUAUUGUACGGGGUCUUUGUCGCAGGUGUUGCCUCCCUGAAGUCAUUCUUCGGUGUAUGCAGGUAUCUGUUUCACUAAUGGAGUCGGGCAAUCCACCAGAAAAACAUGAUGAGUUGAUUGAACUUGUUGCUUGCCCAGAUACUGGGUUUCUCCAUUUGUUUAGUCAGCAACAACUGCAGGAAUUUCUAUUGUUUGAGAGAGAAUAUUCAAUAUGCAAAAUGGAGCUUGAAGAGGGACUCUCAUUUUGAUCAUUUGCACCGUGAAAUUCUUCAUUGGAGCAGUACUUUUGUGCUUACAACAAGAUGAGUUCAAUAGGAUUUUUCUCUCUAUGUUGCACAGCAUUUGCAGAUGGAACACCUCAAAUUUCACUGGCCAUUCCCGUGCAAAAUCUUCUGAGUUGCCGAAUAGCUGGGUUUCUUUUGGUGCCAUCACAUUUUAGUUCAGCGACGGUCCACUUAGCUCUACUUCCCAGUUUUCUUGACGUCGAGGCAUAUUUUGUAGCUGUUGUGUGAGCAAUUUUUGUAUUUUUGUAUUUUUUUUUAUAAAUAGCAUCUGCCCUCUGGUCUAUGCACUGACCAUUACUUAUUCCUGUAAUCUUUUAAUUGUCCGUUAAAAUGGUACAACAUAAGAAAUCAGUUACUCCAAUCUAAUAGAGAUGCCAUUAAUUGGUAUAGAAAACCAAAAUCAGUUAAUAA
Molecule: messenger RNA, 3945 nt
Organism: Jatropha curcas
Lineage: Eukaryota; Viridiplantae; Streptophyta; Magnoliopsida; Malpighiales; Euphorbiaceae
Product: nuclear pore complex protein
Biological process (GO): mRNA export from nucleus; post-transcriptional tethering of RNA polymerase II gene DNA at nuclear periphery; protein import into nucleus
Cellular component (GO): nuclear pore; nuclear pore outer ring
Molecular function (GO): structural constituent of nuclear pore
Source: RefSeq, a predicted model, not a curated record